Molecule: messenger RNA, 975 nt
Organism: Schistosoma spindalis
Lineage: Eukaryota; Metazoa; Platyhelminthes; Trematoda; Strigeidida; Schistosomatidae
Source: the annotation of a GenBank genome assembly
AUGUUAUCAAUGCAUUUAAAAUUUCGUAUUGUUACAACUAUUGAAGGAUUUAUUGGGACUAUAUUAAAUUUAUUAACAUUAUUUAUUGUAUUUAAAACACAAUUUGGUUCAAAAUCUACAACUUUAAUGUUAAGAUUACAGACAAUAUAUGAUUGUACUGCAUGCUUUUUAUAUGCAAUGUAUUCAGCAACAGAAAAUGAUAAUUUAUUAGAUAAUAAAAAUCCAACUGAUAUUUCAUUUAUCAAUGGAUUAUUAUGUUAUUUAUGGUCAUAUAAUAUUGCAUUUUGGUCUGGUGUUAUAUUAAGUGUGCAGAAUAUUGUAUGUAUUUCAAUUGAUCGAUUCAUAGCAGUUCUAUUCCCAAUCAUUUAUAAAACCCAUCAAUUAUUAUUAAUUAUAAUAUUUAUUACUUAUCAAUUAUGUAUGAUAGGAUUAUUAUUUACACCAAUAAUAUUUUUUAGACGUUUCGAUAAUGAUACAUGUAUUUAUGUACCUGGACCAAAUGGAAUUGAUUCAUCAACAUACAUUGCUUUUCGUGGAUAUACAUGGUUAUUAUUUCAGUAUAUAAUUCCAGUAUUGAUUAUUACAAUUAGUCAUCUUUCAAUUAUAAUAAAAUUAAAAAAGAGACAAUAUCAAUCUAAAACUCUUAGACCGAUUGAAGUUUCAAAUAGUAAUACAUUACGAAAUAAAGGAUGGGAAUUGAAUGAACAAAAAAAGUUGAUUAAAUUAGUUCUUAUCACGGCAAUAAUGUCUGGUCAACAAGCUACAUUACAUUUAUAUGAAUCUAUACGUUAUUUUUUAACUAUGUUAAAUAUUGUAAUUUAUGGUUAUGGUACUAUUGGACAACAAAUGGGUCCAUUUUUAAUAGUAUUAAGUAGUUGUAUUAAUCCAUGUAUCAUUAUUGGAACAACAAUAUCAGUACGUAGACGAUUUUCACAUUAUCUACAUGAAAUUUGGAUAAAAAUUAGACGGGGUUAA